CAACACUGUCUUUAGGUCAUUCUCAGCAUUUCUCUUCUUCCAAGCACAGCGGGUCAAGUCGAUACUAAAGAGCUCGAUUUUGGUUUCAUCUGAACGCAGCACCGGCUCCCAAGCCUUCUCUGAAUCAUUCAUAAAACAGGUGUACAUUCGUGUCUUCUUGAGCACAAAGACCAGCAAUAUUUCAGUCCAUUACAAUGUAGUUAGUUAACACAGGUUUUCUUGGUGACUCUGAUUCAAACUGCCUUCAGAUCGUUAACAAGUUUUGGGCUGAUCCUCCAUCUUUCUCAUGUUCAUCCUCACCCCCAUGAAGCAAGAUCUUCAGACCAAGAUGGAUGAGCAAGUUAAUGAUCACCUCAAAGGAAAGGCGUGUAAAACGUCUGAAACAGAUGGAGACAGAAAUAAACCGGCGUAUUGUGUGACUGAUGUUCCACCUUGGUACCUGUGCAUUUUCUUGGCCAUUCAGGGUCAAAAGCUUCCCAUCCUACAGGGAGGUACAUUUGCCUUGGUGACCCCAGCCAUGGCCUUGUUGUCCAUGCCAGACUGGGAAUGCCCAGCUUGGACCAAGAAUGCCAGCCUGGUCAAUACCUCCUCACCUGUCUUCAUAGACGUGUGGCAGACCCGCAUGAGAACACUGCAGGGCUCUAUUAUGGUGGCCUCUCUCCUCCAGGUCUUGGUUGGUUUCUCUGGCCUCAUCGGCUUCCUCAUGCGCUUCAUUGGCCCUUUAACCAUUGCUCCAACCGUGUCACUCAUAGGCCUGUCGGUGUACGACUCAGCUGGAGUGAAGGCAGGCAGCCACUGGGGCAUUUCUGCUAUGACCACAGUGCUGAUCAUCCUUUUCUCUCAAUACCUCCGCCGCAUACCAAUCCCUGUUCCUGCAUACGACAAGAUCAAGAAACUGCACGUCUCAAAGUUCUUUCUCUUUCAGAUAAUGCCUAUUCUCCUGGGCAUUGCAGUCUCAUGGUUAGUCUGCUACCUCCUCACCAUCUAUGAUGUCCUGCCAUCUGAUCCAGAUGAAUACGGCUACCUGGCUCGCACAGAUGUGAAGGGAAAUGUCGUGAGUGAGGCUUCUUGGUUCACAUUUACUUAUCCUGGUAAAUGGGGGUUGCCAACUGUUAGCCUGGCAGGUGUGGUUGGCAUUAUUGCUGGAAUAAUAUGCUCCAUGGCAGAGUCUGUGGGUGACUACCAUGCAUGUGCCAGGCUGUCAGGAGCACCGCCUCCCCCCAAGCACGCCAUCAAUCGUGGCAUCGGUGUCGAGGGAGUCGGGUCUCUGUUGGCAGGGGCGUUUGGCACGGGCAAUGGCACUACUUCGUUUAGCGAGAAUGUGGCAGCCCUCGGCAUCACCAGAGUGGGCAGCCGAACAGUGAUUCUUCUGAGUGGAUUUGUCAUGAUUUUGAUGGGGAUGCUGGGAAAAAUUGGAGCAAUCUUCACAACCAUCCCUACACCUGUGAUUGGAGGGAUGUUCAUGAUCAUGUUUGGAGUCAUAGGAGCUGCUGGAAUUUCUAAUCUGCAGUCCACAGAUAUGAAUUCUUCUCGGAAUAUCUUUAUAUUUGGUUUCUCCAUGUUUUCUGCACUUGUUAUUCCAAAUUGGAUCAUGAAGAAUCCCGCUUUUCUGGACACAGGUGUCCAGGAGGUGGAUCAAGUGUUGCAAAUAUUGUUGACUACUCAUAUGUUUGUAGGAGGGUUCCUUGGCUUCUUCUUAGAUAACACAAUUCCUGGGAGUAAACGUGAACGUGGCCUCUUAGCCUGGGAAAACGUGUAUCUUCAAGACUCUAGCAGCAGUUUGGAAACUGAUGAGGUGUAUGAUCUUCCGUUUGGCAUAACUUCUCACCUCCAAUCUCAAUCCUGGGCUCGUUACAUUCCUUUCUGCCCACACAAGCGUCACAGAUCUCAGUCGGAGGACAACCAUGUGUCACAGAGCCCGGGGAGUGAGUACAGCACACGGAUCUGAACGACCUUAAGUUUGCUUCUUAGUUUGAAUCAAACUGCUUGUUUCUUACCAAGACGUGUCACAGAAAAGACUCUGGUGUUUAGACCGUGCAUCACUGACUGAUGGAUAUCUUUUAAAAUGAACCAUGUACUGGUUAGCUGUAAAUAUCAGGUAUAUAUGCAUUUAAGGUAACUCUCUCUCUCUGCUUGAUCUUGAUUGCAAAUAGAGAUCUGUCCAUCUUUAAAAAAACAAGAUCAAGACAGUGGGAUUAUCUCUGUCAAACCUGCAGUCGCUUUAUUUUUGAUGUGCAAAGUAGAUUUUGACAGUUUGAGCCUGUCUGCACCGAAAAGGAAUAAAAAUAUCUAAGACUCGGAUUCUGUCAACACCAAUUAAAGGAGGACUUCAGAGCGAUCAGAGUGUUACUGUGUGCCACCAUUACUCCCAGAUCUUCCAAUAACUUGGUGCUGGUCACACAAACAGAAACAGAAAACUGGAAUAAUGUGCUUGUCUUUCUUCUCUUUCGAAGGAAAUUAAAUUUAGCCCGUGGAUAAAUUUAUUAUCACACAGCACCAUCUCCCCAUUCAUUCAGGCAGCUGCUUAAAAACCCAUAGCAGCAGCCCCCUGAGCUGUUAUUGUGUUUCCUUUAGCGAAAACAAACACAGAUAACGCAUCUUCUCAAUCUCCCUGCCUUCCAUGCUGU
This is a messenger RNA of Neolamprologus brichardi, 2627 nucleotides long. Lineage: Eukaryota; Metazoa; Chordata; Actinopteri; Cichliformes; Cichlidae. The record is from RefSeq and is a predicted model, not a curated record.